AGCUGUUUUGGGGUGAGGCGGUGCGUUUGGGGGUGCACAACUUUCUGCGUGUUUGCGCAGUUUUCCAGCGUUUCACACACUGCGGAUAGACCGAAAUAGCGGCCCGAGGCCCGCGGUGCUCGGGUGGCAGAGCGUUGAAAUCAGCGGAAAUACCAGCGCGGGCCGAUGCGCGGCAGAGUUUUCACACUUUCGCCGUCUCAUGUGCGGUUUACUCGUUGAUGCGGGGAGAAAGUUGUGGACAUGUUUUCCUGGAAGUGCACGGUUUUGCGGACACACCGUGCAACACUGUAACGGCGGCGUGAAUGAGCCUUCACAGCCCGUGCGGACUUUGGAGUAUUUUUUUGUCCCCCUUCUUUUGAUUGUAAAGCCGCCUGUUCGCCAUAUUGUGCGCUGUGAAACUCGAGGGAAAGUUGUCAGAGUUAUGACAUUUGCUGCGCACAAUCCCUUCAUGGAGCUGCAUGCAGUCGACUUUGAUCGAAACCAAAGUGACUCCAUGGAGCUGGCCAUGGAGAGCUCUGUGCACCAUUGAUAAGGUCCGGCACCCUAAAGAGGAUGAGAAGAAUGGACAACAAACCUCAGAUUUGAUUCUGGACGGAGGGUUGCAUGUUCCCCACCCUGCACUUUCCUUUGGGAGUUCCAUUUCCUCCCAAAAUCCUCUGUAUACACAAUUAAACAAAUAAUUUCUCGACCACAGGCAGUGAAAACACACUACAGAGGCAAUCACUCAGUUUUGCACACUCAGUAAUCAAGACUGAGCGCCCAGACUCCUUCAUUUUCACACCUUACAAUCUUAGCAUGAGUCUUCCUCCUCAAGUUAAUACUGACAAGGGCGGCAAUCAUCGGGCUGCAACCAUGAAAGAGCCUGUGCAGCAUUCAGGGGAGGUUUAUUAUGGUAUGGCGCCUCCAGCUUUAGACUCAAGCCACAGUGACUCUGCUGGCAGCUCUGGUGUUUAUAACCCAGAAAAAGGGCCCCAAAGUUUACCGCACUAUCGACAGGCUGCUCCAGUAAAGUGGAUGCACCAGGACUCCAUACAGGCCCCUGGCUGGUCUCAGGAAGCUCCCGUGUCAGCCUGGGGGCAGAACUUUGGCCCCUACAUGGGCGGAGUGAACGUGAGGAAUCAGAUGGCCUUCCAUAAAGGAGUCCAUGAAGGCGUAGCUCUGCCGAUGGGGGGAGAAAAUCAACUGCCGGGACCUGUUGAGGUUUAUAGGGAUGCCAACCAGGCUCAAGCUCAGGGGAGGGGGCUCGAGUGGGAGCAGCACGCUGUGGCUGCAAUGCACCAGGCCCAGAUGCAAGCCUAUCAACACGGCCACAAAGGUGUAGAGCUCCAGGGUCAGCCUCAUGUGCCGUCUCACUCUUUGCCUGGGUCAGUGCUGCAGCCCUUUCAGACGACAUUUAGACCUAGCAAACAGCAGUUCUCAUCUGGUUAUUACUCUGUUUUUCCUGGAAACAAGGGAGCACCAGGCCUGGUCUACGGCGAGCAGCCUAAAACUCAACAACUGCUGCACCAGAUGCAGCAGCAACAAAUGCAUCAUCAUCACCAGCAGCAACAACAACAGCAACAACAGUUGCAGCAACAGCAUCACCUUCAGCUGCAGCAGCAGCAGCAACAUUUGCAGCAACAGCAGCACCAAAUCCAACAGCAUCAAAUGCAACAGCAGCAGCUGCAACAGAUGCAGCAGCAGCAGUAUCACCAGCAACAACUACAUGAGCGACAGCAACAAAUUCAGCAAAUGCAACAGCAGCAGCAGCAGCAGCAGCAGCAGCAACAACAACAACAACAACAACUGCAGCAACAAAAUGUGCCACAACAAGAAACAACACAACUACAGGUUCAACCAAAACAGCAACAGACCCAAAACUUUGCAGCUUAUCAGUCUCCUGAGCCUUGUCCACCUGACACAGUGUCUAAAAAGGAAGAUGUCCAGUCAGUGGAGCCGCAGCAGGAACCAGAGGCUCAGGCCUGUGAUAAGCCAGCCGCACCUGAUCCAUGUACCGACAAGGUCACCACAAAUCCUACAGAGGCCUCAGAUGCACAGCCGGCGGCCCCUCGGCGCUCGCGGCGCCUUUCCAGAGAAGGACAGUCCCCACUGGGUCCCCCUUCAAACACCUGGCCUCAAGCCUCCAAAGAGCCUCCACUGUCACAGAAUGGAGUAACAGGCAAGCAGAGAGGCGGGGAAAGCCAAGGGACUACAGGAGGGGUCAUUCAGAUCACCCACAGGAGAAGGAGGGCAUCUAAGGAGAUCAACCUGGAGACUCUAGCGCAGCAGGCAUCAGAAAUGCAACCUGCUAAAAUUUGCAAGGGAGACGGUUCCUCAGGCAGACAGGCCACCAUGGUACCCCUGGUUAUCCCGGUGUCUGUACCAGUGCAGAGGAAUCAAACAGAUCCUCAGGAUGGCUGGGCUCAGGGUCGACUCGGCCAGGGUGAGCGGCCUGCAGGACAGCCCGACCGCAAACCCUCUGUCAUUGUGGCUCACCGGCGAUCGCUCAGAAACUCCAUGACUGAGAGUUUUGGUCAGGAUGGUGCGAACGAUCCAGGGCUCGAUGAGGAUGGAAAAUCCAAAUUUAAGCGCCGACCUCGCCCAGAGCCUCUCAUUAUCCCUCCUCCCAAACCAUCCACCUUCAUCCCUCCAUCCGUUUACUCCAGCAUCACUUCCUACCAGAGCAACCUGCGCUCCCCAGUUCGUCUGCCGGACAAUGCCAUCACCUUGCCCCCCUACACGCCUCCACCCAUCCUCUCUCCUGUGCGCGAGGGCUCGGGACUCUAUUUCUCCGCCAUCCUGACCAACAUAGCCGUAAGCAACCAAAUCCUGCCUCCCCCGGCUACACCCAAGUCUGCAACACGCAGCCUGUUGCGCUCCACAAGUUCAGAGAUUACACCUCCCGUCCUGCCCUUGAUCGCUGAUGCCACACCAGUUAGUCUUGAACCGCGUAUCAACAUUGGACAGCAGUACCAGGCAGAAAUUCCAGAUUUGCAGAAUCAACUUUCUUCCCAGGUUGACCAGCACAAAGCUGACUUGGUUUGGGUGCCUAUGGACCUUAAACAUGGUUCUCAAGAGACCAUGGAGGAUUUGAUGAACAUGGCUUGUUCCAGUGUGCUCAGAGGUGGAGGAACCAAUCAGGAGCUGGUUCUACACUGUUUAUAUGAAUCUGGAGGUGAUUUUCUUGAAAUGUUGGAACGCUUGAUGCUUCAGGACCCAGUUUUCCCCAAAGGCCAUCACCUGGCAGGUUAUCACUACUCAGGCUCCGACAGCUGGACCGCAGAAGAGAAGCGCUACUUCAAUAAGGGGAUCUCUGCCUACAGGAAGGACUUCUUUCUGGUGCAGAAACUGGUGCGGACCAAGACUGUGGCUCAGUGUGUAGAGUUUUACUAUACAUACAAGAAACAGGUGAAGAUUGGUCGCAACGGGAUUUUAACUUUCGGCCCUCCACAUUCACCAGUGGAGAAGCACACAGAAGCCGUGGUGGACGUCAAGAGCUCACAGCAGUCAAAACUUACUCAAGGAGAGACGGAGGGGGAUGACAGAAAGGAUGUCUCUUAUGACCAGAGCCAUGAGAGUAGCCAGCAGGCGAGGGUCGCUCAGUCACUACAGGCUCAUGACUAUGCGGGAACGAUGCUGGUGAUCAAAGAGCCAGACACUGUGAAUAAGGAGGCCCAUCACCCGUCAGCACCUCACAGGCCUCGGGCCGAGCCUGCAGCCAAGAAGGGCAGAGCACCAGCGAAGCCCCCACAGGAUCCUGAUGCAGUAUUUCCAUGCAAGAAAUGUGGCAGGGUGUUUUAUAAAGUGAAGAGUCGAAGCGCCCACAUGAAGAGUCACGCCGAGCAGGAGAAGAAGGCGGCGGCGCUGCGUCAGAAAGAGGAAGAGGCACAGGCAGCAGCUGAAGCUCGGGCCAGGAAGGCGGCAGCAGCAGCGGCGGCGGCGGCGGCUCAUAAGGGAGGAAAUGGGAACGGAGUGACGGAGCAGGCGGAGGUCAGCAGCCACGAAGACUCAUCUGAGGGAGAAGAUGAUGAUGAUGAAGACUGGCACUGAGAGACAAGAGAAAAAAAAUCAAGGAUAAAAAUCGAUGAGAUGUAUUGAUGGGUAAAUGGAGAGUAGGGAAUGCGAUUGAAUCAGAGAAGGAGGAAUGAGUAACAGAGCAGCACAAGAGAAAUGCUUUUCAAGUCUUCCUGUUAAUCGUCACACUCCUUUCUUGGCUGAAACUCUCUCUGUUAUUCAGUUUGACAUGGUUCAGUCAGGCAAUCACACUCCUAAUUUUCACAUUUGUAUCUUUUAAAUAUUCAGAGGAACUUUAUUUUUUGUAAAUGCACUUAUACUGAAUGCUUCUGCUUUUGCCAAUAUUGCCUUUUUAUAUCCAUUAUUUAAUUGAAUAUAUGUCAAAAUAUUACACUUUUGCAUUGAGUGGACUUCAAAAGAUAAUCAGGACGUCUCUUUAGCAAUAAAACAUCAAGAUCAAAGCAAUCUUUCACUUUAUAGCCGGAGCCCUUUUAAAUAAAGAUAGAGUUUGUAUUUAAAAAUCUUUGUCUUAGGGAAAUACUGUGCUGAAUUUUUCAGAUUUCCACCAGAGUUUUAGGUUGGUUGUACACUUACUUUUACAACUAAGGGACCUUUUGAAAUGAAUGUGUACAAAAAAAGUAUAUAUGAGAUUGCCAUAUAUUUAUGAUACUGCAUUUUUCAAUGAUUUUGGUAAUAUAAAAACUAAUCAUGUCAGCUGCAAUAUGACUUGUGAAUUGAAAAGUUUAUUAAAAUCUAUACUGUU
Messenger RNA from Toxotes jaculatrix (banded archerfish), 4756 nucleotides. It is a transcript of the gene mideasa, whose product is annotated as mitotic deacetylase associated SANT domain protein a. The record is from RefSeq and is a predicted model, not a curated record. Bases 796 to 4029 code for a protein of 1077 amino acids. Gene Ontology annotation, cellular component: transcription regulator complex; histone deacetylase complex. Gene Ontology annotation, molecular function: transcription corepressor activity. Gene Ontology annotation, biological process: negative regulation of DNA-templated transcription; regulation of transcription by RNA polymerase II. The transcript has 13 exons. NCBI's taxonomy places the organism in Eukaryota, Metazoa, Chordata, Actinopteri, Toxotidae.